This is a messenger RNA of Panicum virgatum (switchgrass), 3892 nucleotides long. Its product is annotated as receptor-like serine/threonine-protein kinase ALE2. Gene Ontology annotation, molecular function: protein kinase activity; ATP binding. The coding region runs from base 557 to 3391 and encodes 944 amino acids. The transcript is spliced from 12 exons. NCBI's taxonomy places the organism in Eukaryota, Viridiplantae, Streptophyta, Magnoliopsida, Poales, Poaceae. The record is from RefSeq and is a predicted model, not a curated record. Gene Ontology annotation, biological process: protein phosphorylation.
CCUCUCCCCGUCCUCCGCAGUCGCUGCCAUCCCCUCCGGCCUCCGCCGUUUGGCGCCGCAAGAAAACCAGCCGAAAAAACCUCAAAAAAACCCCGCGCCGCGCGGCCAGAUCACGGAGACGGCGCGGCGAAUCGCCGUGCGCCAGCGCCGCGGAUCGCAGCAGAGGCAGGCAGGCAGGCAGGCGUGGGGGCGGACCGCGGACGGAGGAGCUCCGCGCCUUUCGCCACCCCGCCCCCAUCCCCGAUUAAAAAACUUGACCCCGCUCACUGCUCGCCUUCGCUUCGCUGGUCGCUGGCUCUGCGUUGUGCGCGCGUGCUCGGCUCCCCACCCCCGCCCGCCCCAAUUCGUUUACCGGGUCCGGUCUCCGCCCCCGAAUCUUUUCCCUCCUCGCGCUCCGCAGCCGCACCACCGCCACCAGGCUCGCGCGUGCAGCGUGUCGGGGGCGGACUACCAGUACUGCCGAGGGAUGAUUGAGAUGUGAUCGGAGCUCGGCUGUCGGUCCGGGUUUCGGUUGCCGUCGGACCGUGGCGCGGGGAGGAGGCAAGCUGGCGGGGAGAUGUGGUGGCGCGGAGGAGGACGAGGACGAGGACGAGGAGGAGGGGGAGGUUUGGGCGGCUGCUGUGCGCUCCUCGCCGCCGCCUUCGUAGUCUCCGCGCUCGUGAUCCGUGGUGGUGGAGGAUUGAAGCAAUCUCAUGCACCUGCUGUUGCUCGCAAGGUUCUUCUAUCGAUAACGAGUUGGCAUCCACACAAUAACUUGGAUAAUGUGCUCCAUCCAUCUCAAAUACAAGAGCAAAGGUUCAAACGUGUAGCUCCUCAACCAUCUCGUACUCGAACAGGCCAGGAGACAUCUAAAGUACCUGUUGCUUCACCACCUGUGAAAUUUCCGAGACAAAGAAAGCCACCACCAGGAGGACCAGCAGCUUCUCCAGAAACAGCAGUUCAUCCAGCUAACCAUGGUAAGGACCAUGGAGUUCCAGUUGCAGUGCCUUCACAAGGAAUUCAUCACCAUUCCAUGCCUGUGAACAAAACACACGGAAAGACUUAUAGACCUCCAGUUGUGGCGCCAGCAAAGAGAAAGCAUCCCCACUCGCCUGCAAAUAAUACGUAUGUGGAAGGACCUGCUGUUUCUCCCUCAAAUUCUCCCAUUAUCCAUAGGAAAAGACAUGGCAUUCCAGUUGCUGCACCUCCAAAGGAACACUCCAGCCAUGCACCACCUGCAAAUCAUAGACACCACAAAGGCCAUGGAAAUUCUGGUUUACAUCAUGGUCCUACACCUGCACCUGCACCUGCACGUGUACGUUUGCCUCCAUCAAAAGGAAAGAGACAAGGAAAUUCCGCUCGUGCUCCGCGCCAUUCCCAUCAAUACCAUUCACCAUCAUAUUCUCCAGGACCUGCUCUACCACCCAUUCUUCCACCUGAAACUCCUGCAUUCAAAAAGCCCAAGGCUUUGGCACCAGCGCCUAGCCAAUCGCUGCUACCGCCACCAACAGAUUCAUACUGCACAGCUUCCUGUCAAGAUCCCCAGACCAAUAGUCCUCCAGGAACGACAUGCCUAUGUGUGUUGCCGAUAAAAGUCGAGCUUCGCUUUGGUAUAGCAUUGUACACGUUUUUUACACUGGUUCCAGAACUUGCACAAGAUAUCGCAUCUGGAGUGCUCAUGAAUCAAAGCCAAGUUCGUGUCAUGGGAGCAAAUGCUGCACCUGAUGACCCUGAGAAGACAAUUGUCUUUAUUGAUCUCGUGCCAGUGGAACCAAAAUUUGACAAUGUGACAGCACAUUCAGUAUUUGAAAAGUUUUGGCAGCAGAAGGUCAUCAUAAACCCUACGCAUUUUGGAAAAUAUGACGUGUUGGGUGUUAUUUACCAAGGUCUUCCUCCGCCACCACCAACAGCAAGCAUGAACAAUGGUCUUAGCAAUAUAAAUGGUCCAAAGUUACAUCCACUUGUUGCUGAUGUUGGAAAUAAUAGAGAAAGAAAAGGCAAGGGCAUAAUUGUUAUAAUUAUUCUAUCAAGUGUUUUUGCUUUUAUUUUAUGUGCUGGAGCUGCACUGGUGGUUUAUUUCAAGCUUAGAAGCCGCAGUCAUUUAACUGAAGCAUCACUUGUGUCAACAAAACCUGCAGGUCCUGUUUCUGCAAUGGUCGGGAACAGGCUAGAAAGCAGACCUAUUUCGGCAUCACCGUCCUUCAGCUCAAGCUUGGUGGCAUAUAACGGAUCUGCCAAAACGUUUAGCCUGGCUGAGAUGGAGAAAGCUACGCAUGGAUUUGAUGAGUCCAGAAUUAUUGGUGAGGGUGGUUUUGGGCGUGUCUAUGAAGGUAUUCUUGAGGAUGGAGAACGGGUUGCUAUCAAAGUUCUGAAGCGGGAUGACCAGCAAGGUACCCGGGAAUUUUUGGCUGAGGUCGAGAUGCUUAGCCGAUUGCAUCAUAGGAAUUUGGUUAAGCUGAUAGGUAUAUGCACAGAGGGGCAUAGCCGAUGUUUGGUAUAUGAGCUUGUUCCAAAUGGCAGUGUGGAAUCUCACUUGCAUGCAGGAUCAGACAAGGGGGCUGCUCGGCUUGAUUGGGAUGCUAGGCUCAGAAUUGCACUUGGUGCAGCACGUGCACUUGCGUAUUUGCAUGAAGAUUCAAGUCCACGUGUCAUACACCGUGACUUCAAGUCGAGUAACAUCUUGUUGGAAUAUGACUUCACCCCAAAGGUGUCAGACUUUGGCUUAGCGAAAACUGCUUUGGGUGAGGGAAAUGAGCACAUUUCAACUCGUGUCAUGGGAACUUUUGGGUAUGUUGCUCCUGAAUAUGCGAUGACUGGGCAUCUUCUAGUAAAGAGUGAUGUUUACAGCUACGGUGUUGUUCUUCUUGAGCUUCUUACAGGGAGGAAACCGGUAGAUAUGUCAAGACCUCCUGGACAGGAGAACUUAGUAGCAUGGGCUAGUUCUCUUCUUACAAGCAGGGGUGGUCUGGAAUCAAUCAUAGAUCCUUCACUUGGGAGAAGCAUUCCAUUUGACAGCAUCGCGAAAGUAGCAGCCAUUGCUUCUAUGUGUGUUCAGCCUGAGGUGGAUCAGCGCCCAUUCAUGGGAGAAGUGGUUCAAGCUCUGAAGUUGGUAUGCAAUGAAGGCAGUGAGUUCAACGAGUCCACAAGCUUUAGCCAAGAUUUGCAUAUCCAGGAUGUUGAGAUCAUGAGUAGAGCAAGUAUGGAUAUGGACAUCGAUCCAGCUCUAUCUGCCGAGCUGUUUACUUCAUCAGCACGUUAUGAUGAUGUGGAUGCAUCUGGUUCUUUCCGAAGAUAUUCAAGUUCAGGUCCUCUAAGAGUAGGGAGAGCUGGACACAAUAAAGAGAGGGGACUGUCAACUGGCAGCUCGAGUGAACACGUUGGGCUACAAAGAUUUAGGAUUGAUUCAGAGUAGUCAGCCCGCAGGCAGCUCACUAUGUUGUGAGCAUCGAAGGAACACCCAUUGGCUUUUUUUCUUUCCAAGCCACUAAGCCAGAUUUCACACUCAUCGUGAAGAGUAUCUGUGGCCGUGAAGUGACCGGGAAGUCAGCUGUGUAUCCAGCAGCGUACCAGCUUCUGUGAACGGGAAGUCAAUGAAGGCACUGCAGAAUGGAACAGUUACUGCUGCCUUCUACAAUUCCCACUGGCUUCUUUUGAAUCUGAUACAAGGCUACCUCGCACGCUUUUGUGUACUCCUACAGUGCUAGAGAUGUAUAGAUGCCUUCAGAAAGAGGGGUACACCAGCAAGGUCUUCAACUGUAGAUGUCCAUGAACUUUCCUAGGUUUCCCUUUGUAUCAUGUGUACAUCAACUGGGCAGUCGUGCGCAAGCUGUCACCAUUUUUGGGUUAACGAAAUGACUUUUGCCAUCUUAAGCUGCAACCUCUUGCAGCUUAUGACUUUUGACUGUUUUUUCUA